Toxotes jaculatrix (banded archerfish) is the source of this 1119-nucleotide messenger RNA. It is a transcript of the gene alx3, whose product is annotated as ALX homeobox 3. Gene Ontology annotation, molecular function: RNA polymerase II transcription regulatory region sequence-specific DNA binding; DNA-binding transcription factor activity, RNA polymerase II-specific. Gene Ontology annotation, biological process: regulation of transcription by RNA polymerase II. Lineage: Eukaryota; Metazoa; Chordata; Actinopteri; Toxotidae. The transcript is spliced from 4 exons. Bases 1 to 1119 code for a protein of 372 amino acids. The record is from RefSeq and is a predicted model, not a curated record.
AUGGAGACGGAGAGUUGUUUGCCUUUCUCUUCGCAGACCAGCAGGAGGACGCCAGAAAACUCCCCGGGACUGGAGCACGGCGGCUCCGGCUCCUUUCUCCCCUGCGAUGAGCUGCAGAAACCCUCGCACCUUCCUCCUCCUCCUCUCCCUCACCGCAUCAGCCUGCGCGGGGAUCUGUACGCCGCCGCCAUGGGGAGGUUUGGCGAUGCUGCGGCGGACUUUACGCACGGCGCUGUCCCGGCGAACCCGCCUGCCUCACCCUCCAAACACAGCAAGUUCUUGGACAGUAUAAACCAGGAUCAGAAGGGGACAGUGAUAAGCGGCAAGCCGUUUUAUGAAAGCAGCUCGGAAGUCAGAGAGAAAGGAGCUCCAAAAACCAUGGGCUAUCCUGGGAUUGGCACAGACUGUUGUGACAAGCUCAAAGAGCCAGUCGUCAGUUUACAAGGGGACUCUAUCGCUGACUCCAUCGACUUAUCAGGCAAGAACAAGAAGCGACGCAAUCGCACCACGUUCAGCACCUUUCAGCUGGAGGAGCUGGAGAAAGUGUUUCAGAAGACACACUACCCUGACGUGUACGCACGGGAACAGCUGGCACUGAGGACCGAGCUCACUGAGGCUCGGGUUCAGGUUUGGUUCCAGAAUCGUAGAGCCAAGUGGAGGAAACGGGAACGCUAUGGGAAGAUCCAGGAGGUGCGCAACCACUUUGCUGCUACAUAUGAUAUCUCUCUUCUCCCUCGCCAUGAUACAUACCAGAUGCAGGGCAACCUGUGGCCAGGGGCAGCUUCAGGAGGAGGCGGUGGGUCAGGUGCUGGUUGUGUCCUGGGAGCUGACUCCAUCCCCUCGUCCUGCAUGAGUCCAUACCCUCACCCCCACAGCAACCUGCAGGGCUUCAUGGGCAUGCCCACAUCUCCCAGCCACCCACACCACCACCACCACCACCACCACCACCACCCAUCUCACCAUCCGGGCAUCAAUGGCCUCUACUCACUCCACAGCUUCCCAGGAGGCCUCAGCUCCCCUUCCAUUGAGGGGCCCGAGACAGAAUACAAGCCGACGGGCCUGGUGGCGCUGCGGAUGAAAGCCAAAGAGCCAGGCAGCAUCCUCUCCUGGCCUACAUGA